Scleropages formosus (Asian bonytongue) is the source of this 917-nucleotide messenger RNA. RefSeq lists its product as uncharacterized. NCBI's taxonomy places the organism in Eukaryota, Metazoa, Chordata, Actinopteri, Osteoglossiformes, Osteoglossidae. Bases 102 to 707 code for a protein of 201 amino acids. The record is from RefSeq and is a predicted model, not a curated record. The transcript has 2 exons.
CUGUCGAACACCGCAGACCAUUUGGAGACCGGGCGGUUCAUCUGGAGAAGCGACACACACUCCAAGGACUCGACGGCACCCCCCGCCAACCCAGAGCCACCAUGGGGAUUCACAGUACAGAUGCGACCAUUCGAACCCUGAACGAAGUUGCGGAUUUAAGCGACGUCAGUUUUGGCCACGGAUACCCCCGGCAUGGCUUGCGACUGCUGCACUGGCUGGCGAACAGCUGGAUCACCUUCAGGGACGGGAAGGACGGCAAGAUGAGGGCUGCAUGCGACCCCGCCGCUGGUGCUUUCGGCUUUCGCCCUUUCCACAACGUGGAGAAGAUCCUGCCUCCACUGAACAACCAGAGCAAGUACUUCGAGGUGGGGAACCUCUACGUUGAGGGGGCCGAGAGGUUGCCUUUCGGCCCGGCCCGCGGAGGAGGGGACGCGAGCAACACGGACCGCAUCAUCGUGAGAAUGGAGCCCGGUUUGGUGGUCGCCAAGGUCUACGUCACGGAGCACGUGCCCCAGCACAACAGCUUCUGUGUGGAAUCUACACGCUGCGUCAGCAGGCAGCUCAUCCAUUGUGCGCGAAGCCUGUCGGAGAGCAGCUUCCUCCAGCAGGCCGACUAUAGGCGUGACGCCGUCGUCCACGAGCAAGCGUUUCGCGGAAAUGGGAAGGCUUCCGCUCGGAAACGCGUGUGCAACUGCGUCAUACUGUGAUUGAGGCUCCCGUCAUCUCAGAGCUCUUACUGCUCUGAACGAAUCAAUAUAAACAACACAUUUUAAAUAAUGUCAGUUUCUUUGUUUUUUUGGUUUUCUUCUUUUGAAACGCCUUAAGGUCGUCUGUAGUGAACUUUCUAGAAACAAAAUACUCCCCGUACAUAAACUAUGCAUAAACUGUUAGUAUAUAUGAAUUAAUACACAUGAAUC